This is a messenger RNA of Pipistrellus kuhlii (Kuhl's pipistrelle), 2764 nucleotides long. RefSeq names its product ring finger protein 11 (gene RNF11). Lineage: Eukaryota; Metazoa; Chordata; Mammalia; Chiroptera; Vespertilionidae. The transcript has 3 exons. The record is from RefSeq and is a predicted model, not a curated record. The coding region runs from base 540 to 1004 and encodes 154 amino acids.
CAGCCGGCCUCGUUCUGGCCGCCGCCGCCGCGCCGCCGCCGCCGCCGCCGCCGCGCUGAGGCGGAGUAGGAUGAGGCCCGCGGCCGCGGCUCCGGCGUCUGCAGGGGCAGCGGCAGCUGAGGCAGCAGCUGAGGCAGCCGCGCCGGCCGCGCCCCCGGCUCCUGACCUGGAUUAGGCCCAGCGGCUCCGUGGCCGCCGCCGCCCCGCGGGGGGGCGGGGUGGGGAAGUGUCUGGUCUCCCCGCCCGCCCCCCCCCCCCACCACCACCACAUCGCCGCCUCGCUGGAGGCUCCCGCCGCGACCCCAGCGGCGCCCGCGGCCCAGCGCUGAGCCCCCGCCCCGGGGGGCUGGCAUGAGCGGCGCUCCGGCGGCGCCGGGGGGCGGGGGAGCCGCCGCCUGAGCCCCGGCCUGCCGCCGCCGACCCCUCCUCGCUGCCCGCGGCUGCCCGCGGCGCUUACGAAAGACCCCGCCACCGCUCACCGCCCCCCCCCCCCCACUUCACCCCUCACCCCCAGAUCACACACCCUUAAGCCUCGGAAGAUGGGGAACUGCCUCAAAUCCCCCACUUCGGAUGACAUCUCUCUGCUCCACGAGUCUCAGUCCGACCGGGCGAGUUUCGGCGAAGGGACGGAGCCGGACCAGGAGCCGCCGCCGCCAUAUCAGGAACAAAUUCCAGUUCCGGUCUAUCAUCCAACACCUAGCCAGACCCGCCUAGCAACUCAGCUGACUGAAGAGGAACAAAUUAGGAUAGCUCAAAGAAUAGGCCUUAUACAACAUCUGCCUAAAGGAGUUUAUGACCCUGGAAGAGAUGGAUCAGAAAAAAAGAUCCGGGAGUGUGUGAUCUGUAUGAUGGACUUUGUUUAUGGGGACCCAAUUCGAUUUCUGCCGUGCAUGCACAUCUAUCACCUGGACUGUAUAGAUGACUGGUUGAUGAGAUCCUUCACAUGCCCCUCCUGCAUGGAGCCAGUUGAUGCAGCACUGCUUUCGUCCUAUGAGACUAAUUGAGCCAGGAUCUGUCAUCUGACUUCAAGUGAACCUUCAUUUUUUUGGUGGUUUUGAUCUUUUGUCACUGAGCCCAAAGAGCCAGGGAUUAGGAAUUAAGAUCAUGCACAAAAGUUUCCUAAAAAUUCCUGAAUGGCUGCAGAUGUUGGGGAAAAGUAUGUCAUAUUUUAGAAACUUAGGGGGAAAAGUAGGAUGGUAUUUUUAUGUAAAGCCUUGACCCAGUGUUUAAAAAUAUAUAAUUGUAUUUAGAUCUUGUUAUUGCUCCAGUACAUAGGAAUUGUGUAAAGUAUUACAGCAGCUGUUAUAUGUUUAAAUCGUGUGUGUUGAAGAUUAGGAAAAAGAUAGUGGUUGUUUUUCCUAAAUGAAAUAACUUUCUUCUUCCCCCACCCAAAUUCUUUUCUGAAGUUGCUAGCAUUUGGGUCAAGGUUUUAUUAAAAGCUACAUUUUAUAACACUGGCACAAAAAAAAAAAAAAAAAGUAGUUUUAAGCUUGUUUGCACAGUUCUUUUUUUCCAUUGGAAAUGGAAUUCAUUGCCUUAGGUCUUUUUAAAUAGUGUAUUAUUAUCGUUGGGGCUGGCUCUAUGCUUGAAACCAGUUUAUUUAUAACCUGUUAUAAGUGCUAUAUCUGUUUGCAGUUAGGAAAUUCAGAAUUCAAAGUGAUCUCCUAGCUUGUAAGCAAACUGAGAUGCACUAUCCCUUUCUAUAAAAAAACAUGAGUUUUUGUGUCAAGAAACCAACUCUAGUAUGGGGUUUAGUAUUACCCUUUCCAGUGUGUUUUAUCUAAUUAUUUUGGUUAAUAUGGUGAUAAUUAAAAGUCAAGGUAAAUUUUAAAAAUUAAGAUUUCUGAUUUAUUGAGCUUGAAUUAUGCCACAGUGCUUAUGUAAAAAUGAAAGUGGCACCAUGGUGAAACUGAGAAGUUUCUCGGUUUUAACAAUUUUGAUUUAUUCUUUCUUGUGACCUCCUUCCCUGUUGUCUUGAACCAUAGCAAAAGGAUACUGCAUCUCUUAUUAUUGUAGUGCUGAGGUUAUUGAAAUUAUACAAAACACAUCUCAGUCUCUGUUUCUUGGAAAGUCCUGCUAGCUGACUGGCAAGUCUAGUAUAAGCAAGGAUACUUAAGAUAUAUGUAUUUCAUGUUUUGCACACAAAUGCUGAAUUUGUAUAACCACAUGACUUCAUAGUUGUGAUCUCAAAAAAGAAGGAAUUUCUCCUUUAUUUUUUUCUUGCAGUUAAUGUAAGAACACUGAAUCUCUAAGCUUCUGAAGUGUUAGAGGUAGAGAUGGUCUAGUAAAGAUGUAGUUGUAAUGUUUUAUCCAUUUAGCAUGUGUUUAUUUUUUCGUGUGUACUCAGAGGUGGUUUAUUUGUUCAGCUCAGUGAUAUUACAGCUAAAGAAAUCAUUCAUUAGCAAAAGGAGGAGCAGUUUCAACCUAACAAAUAAGAAAUGUUUCUUAUUAUUUUAUAUUGAGUUGAAUAUUUGACUCUAACACUUUUCUAGAUACAAAAUACAAGUAUCUUGAAGGUUCUUCAUAACUGUGUAUAGAGGAAUUUAGUAUGUCAUAAGUAUUUUUUAAAGAUUUGACAUUUGGCUGUAGUAUCCAUAUGUUGGUUAAUUUUCUUAUGAGCCCCAUGAUGGAAAGACUUAAAGAUGAAUUUGAGAGAGAAAAAAUGAAAGGAAUUAGAUUGUCAUUAAAUUGUUACAUGUAUCUUGCUUAAUUUUUGUUCAUUAAUUUAUAUCCACCCAAUUACAUAAAGCAAAUUUGGAGGAAA